AACUCGUGGAGUCAUGGUGUCGUGUUUUUUGUGAUUUUGCCCUUUCCGUGAACUAUUUUUCAUCAAAACCUCACAGACUCUUUUGGGCGAUGAAACCAAAUAAUCACUGCCGAUUCAAAUCCUCCAUUUUUACACACACGCAGAGAUGCAGAGCUUAGCGAAAAGGCAACGUGGCAUUCUUCAAUGCUCUCGAGUUUUCCUCGAUGAAUUCAAACGAAGAGCGACAAGCCUUAGUACUAGCACUAACAGCUCUCUCUUCGAUCAUUCGCUCACCGGUGAUCCUGAUUCUGUUGUAUUAGUGGAAGGCAAUGCGAGUUCGAGAACCGUAGUUCUCAACAGACCCUCCUUCCUCAAUGCGCUCAACUCUGCCGUGGCAUACAGGUUACAUAAACUUUAUAAAAACUGGGAAGAUACCCCUGAUAUAGGUUUUGUGGUAAUGAAGGGUAGUGGCAACAGAGCUUUUUCUGCAGGUGGUGAUAUUGUUGCCAUCCGUGAUUUUGUGCAAAAAGGAAAUAUGGAAGAAUGCAAGGAAUUCUUUCGGAAUUUAUAUAAUUUUAUAUACGUUUUAGGUACAUAUUUAAAGCCAAAUGUGGCUAUCUUGGAUGGAUAUACCAUGGGUGGAGCAGGUGGAAUUUCCAUUCCAGGAACAUUCAGAGUUGCUACUGAUAAAACUGUUUUUGCAAUACCCGAAACAUUAAUUGGUUAUCAUCCCGAUGCUGGAGCUUCAUUUUACAUUUCCCGUCUUCCCGGUUAUUUAGGGGAAUAUUUGGCUUUAACUGGUGCUAGGCUAAAUGGAGUAGAAAUGCUUGCAUGUGGACUUGCUACUCACUAUUCACAAAGCACAAAUGUUCCAUUAAUUGAAGAACAUUUGAGGAAUCUGAUAACUGAUGAUCCUUCUGUCAUUGAAACAUCUCUUUCAAAUUUCAGUGAUCUUCAUUAUCCAGAUAAUUCAAGUGUUAUUCGAAGGAUUGAAAUGCUUGACAAAUGUUUCAAACAUGAUACUGUUGAGGAAAUCAUGGAUGCCUUGGAAAAUGAAGCUGCUAAAACUAAUGAUGAGUGGUGUCAUUCCACCUUGAAGAAUCUAAAAUAUGCCUCACCAUUGAGCUUGAAGGUCACCUUGAGAUCAAUAAGAGAAGGCCGGUUUCAGAGUCUUGAUCAGUGCUUAAUUCGUGAAUACAGAAUGACUUUACAAGGAAUUUCUGGUCAAAUAUCAGCUGAUUUUUGUGAGGGUGUUCGUGCACGAAUGGUGGAUAAAGAUCAUGCGCCAAAGUGGGACCCACCGAGCUUAGAGCAAGUAUCAAAAGACAUGGUGGAUCAGUACUUUUCUCCUAUUAGUGCAACUGAGCCUGAGUUAGAUUUGCCUACAAAGCAACGAGGGGCAUUUACAUAAACAAAUAUAAAAGUUUAUAAGUUUGAGAAAAUCUUGUGUUUGUCAAGUACUCAAGAUCCUAAUCCUAUGCUAUUUUAGGGAAAAAUCUUUUGAAUAAUAAAUUAAAUAUAAAUCAUGUUGGGUGAUGUAUUUUUUAGAAA
Molecule: messenger RNA, 1530 nt
Organism: Lactuca virosa
Lineage: Eukaryota; Viridiplantae; Streptophyta; Magnoliopsida; Asterales; Asteraceae
Source: the annotation of a GenBank genome assembly